UCUAUCGUUACCUCAAACUCUGUCUUCCUAUACUCUCUCAUCUCUGUAAUUGUUCAAUCAAAGAAGAGAAGAGAAAAAAAUAAUAAUAAUAAUAAGAGAAUAUUCAAAAGAAAGAAGAAAAAGAGAAUUUUGAAAAUGGGGAAACUUCUCUGCGAUUCAACGACCGUUACGGAGACAUUUCAAACGUCAUCUCCGACGGUCCCUUGGGGGGAACAUAACGCAGCGACUCUUGAAACCGUUGAUCUAGUUGACCAGGCCAUCACGGCGAUGGCCGCCGCCCCCUGGGAGGAAGUGAUUGGCCUUGAGGACCCGCAGAGACGGCAUCUAACAAAGCUUCACGCCAAGGGUGUGCUGUGGAACCACCCGAAGGUGCACGGUUCCUCCGUGGUGUUCCGGCUGUCUCAUGGAGGUGAUGUGUCGACGGAUGGGAACUGCCUGUUCACAGCCUCACAAAGGGCGAUGGCGCGUGACGUAGACGCGCUGGAUCUGAGGAGGCGCACAGUGAAGCGGUUCUUGCUGGAUCUUGGAUCUGCUAAUGAAGAAGAGAGGCAGGUGAUAAAUGACGCGAUUAGGAAUAUGUACUCGCCGGAUCUGAGGAACGGAUGGGGGGUUCAUGUGGUUCAGGAAGUUAAGUUGUUAGCCAAGAAGGAAGAGCGUGUUGCCUUGGACUUUGCCAUUGACGAGCUCGUCCAGCUCGGAAUGCAAAGAGAAUUGGUAGCUGAAUCUAUUUACAAAGAGAGAUGUGUUCCUGUGAAUGAUGGCUCGAGCUGGGCCAAAUACAUGUCCAUUUCUGGUUCACCUGAUGAUGAAUAUGAUAUCAUCACUUUACAAUAUACUGAGGAGGGUUUGUUAUCUGUAGAUGAGAAUAGAGAAGGUCAUACUGCAGCAUUCGGAGAUGACAUUGCCAUUGAAUGUCUUGCAACAGAGUUCAAGCGAGAGAUAUAUGUAUUACAGGUGCAAGCACAUGGAUCAGAUGCUAUGGUUGAUGAAGACAAUUGUGUUUUCUUCCUUCCGCAUCAUCCGAGGAGUGAAAUUUGUGAACCUCCCUUCUUUCUUUUCAUGAAAGGAACAGGUUGGUGUGGUGCUGGCGCUGAUCAUUAUGAACCAUUGAUUGCCCAUGCUUCUUCACUUAUUCCUCCUGAGAAAGUUGCUCUCAUACUCUGAGGGCCAGCAGUUUUGUGGCUCAGAGAUUAAAUAGAAUUAGUUAAUUUUUUUCCCCAUUGUUUGGCAUGCAAUGUAGUUUCUCAAAAUGGUUUUCUAGGAGAAUAUCAUUGCAUAGCAUUCUUUUUUUUUUUUUUUUGUUAACGUUAACUAGAAUUGGUUAUCCCCUGACAUCUAGUGUGCAGGCUUGAUGCCUGCACUUUGAGCCAGCCUUAGUGUUUGUUUGGUAGUGGUUUUGCCGGCUUCUUUUCUUGUGGUUGAGUUAGUGACGGAGCUUGUAGCGUUAGGUGCCAUUUCGUCCAUCCUUGUUGUAUCUUACCUUUGUCCAUUCAAAGAUCGAGAUGACCUGUUUUCGUCUGUCCAGCUUUUAUCUCGUCUGGUUUUUUCGUUCUUUUUGGAUCCAUCAUCAAGCCCCGCAACACUUGACUAUUAUUUUGCACGCAAGUACACCAUGUUCUGACGAAAUAAUAAGGCCUUUAAGUGAUGUUGAUUAACUCUUGUAAUUUAACAUGCUCCAAAAAUUUUUUCAUUUCAAUUGGCAAUAAUUUUAGUCGGGCCUUUAAAAUGGAGAAAUGGAUUUGUAUUUAGGUUUGUUUGUUUUGCACAUAUUAAGUUUCAUAAACUUUUACUUUUUAGUGUCUUUUGUCAUUAAAAAAUGUUGUCAACCGAAAAUGAACUUAACAACUUGAAAAUAGCCUUUCUUUUCCCAAAAAAAGAUGAGAUAAUUUUUGGAAAUGACUUCAUGGAUUGAGCUGGU
This is a messenger RNA of Durio zibethinus, 1918 nucleotides long. The record is from RefSeq and is a predicted model, not a curated record. Lineage: Eukaryota; Viridiplantae; Streptophyta; Magnoliopsida; Malvales; Malvaceae.